Messenger RNA from Chlorella variabilis, 2859 nucleotides. RefSeq lists its product as hypothetical. Gene Ontology annotation, cellular component: microtubule; membrane; cytoplasm. Lineage: Eukaryota; Viridiplantae; Chlorophyta; Trebouxiophyceae; Chlorellales; Chlorellaceae. The record is from RefSeq and is a predicted model, not a curated record. Gene Ontology annotation, molecular function: GTPase activity; microtubule binding; GTP binding. Bases 1 to 2379 code for a protein of 792 amino acids. The transcript has 15 exons.
AUGUCGCCCGGCCGGUCGGAGCGGGCCUUUAGGACGGGCAAUGAGCGGCUCUACGAGGCCUACAACGACCUGCACGCUCUGGCCCAGGACUUUGAAAAGCCGUUCGAUGCGCCUGCCAUCCUGGUGGUUGGGCACCAGACGGACGGCAAGUCAGCCCUGGUGGAGGCUCUGAUGGGCUUCCAGUUCAACCACGUGGGAGGCGGCACCAAGACGCGGCGCCCCAUCACCCUGCACAUGAAGUACAACAGCGCCUGCGUGCAGCCGCACUGCUACCUCAUCACGGACGAGUUUGGGGAGCAGGAGGCGACGCUGGAGGAGCUGCAGAACUACAUUGAGAACGAGAAUGCGCGGCUGGACCGUGAGGCUCAGUUCUGGUCCAAGGAGAUUGUGGUGCGCAUCGAGUACAAGUUCUGCCCCAACCUCACCAUCAUCGACACGCCCGGCCUCAUCUCUGCGGCCCCCGGCAAGCGCAACAGCACGCUGCAGAACAGCGCUCGGCAGGUGGAGGCCAUGGUGCGGCAGAAGAUGGAGCAGAAGGAGUACAUCAUUCUGUGCCUGGAGGACUCCAACGACUGGUCCAACGCAACCACGCGCAGGCUGGUGGACCCCAGUCUGUCCCGCACCGUGGUUGUGUCCACCAAGCUGGACACCCGCAUCCCGCAGUUUGCGCGCCCGCACGACGUGGAGAUGUACCUGCGCCCGCCCGCACGCCUGCUGGAGCCGACCAUGCUGGGGGGCUCCCCCUUCUUCACCUCCGUUCCGUCUGGGCGCGUGGGCAACAGCAAGGACGCCAUCUUCCGCUCCAACGAGCACUUCCGGGGUGCGGUGGCUGACCGCGAGGCGCUGGAUGUGGCCGAGCUGGAGUCGCGGCUGGGGCGCAAGCUGGAGAAGGCGGAGCGCGCGCGCAUCGGCGUGGGACAGCUGCGCCGCUUCCUGGAGCACCUGCUGCAGCGCAGGUACCUUGAGAACGUGCCCACCAUUGUUCCUGUGCUGGAGAAGGAGUACCGCAACGCCAGCAGGAGGCUGGAGGAGACGCAGGUGGAGCUUAACGACCUGCACCCGGAGAAGCUCAAGGAGAAGGGGCGCGUGUUCCGCGAGUCAUUUUUGUCCAAGCUGGCGCUGCUGCUGCGCGGCACAGUGGCGGCCCCGCCAGAGCGCUUUGGCGAGACGCUUGCGGACGAGCACAUCCGGGGCGGCGCGUUUGUGGGGCCCGACAACAAGCCCGUCAUGGUGAACGAGCAGCUGCCCAACGCGCACAUGCGGCUGUUUGGAGGCGCGCAGUACCACCGUGCCAUGGCCGAGUUCAGGGCAGGCAUCGGCACCAUCAACUGCCCCGACAUCUCCCGCGAGGAGAUUGUGAAUGCGUGCGGUAUUGACGACUUCCACGACGGAGUGAACUACACACGCACUGCAUGCGUCAUCGCGGUGUCCAAGGCUCGGGACCUGUUUGAGCCCUUCCUGCACCAGCUGGGCUACCGCCUGGCGCACGUGCAGCGCCGCAUGCUGCCCAUCGCCAUGCACCUGCUGCAGAAGGACGGCCAGUUCCUCAACGGCCACGACCUGUUCCUGAAGCGCGUGGGCGCCGCCUACCACGCCUUCAUCGACGAGUUUGAGAAGGGCAGCAGGACCAAGUGCAUGGAGGACCUGCAGAGCACCACCCGCUACGUCACCUGGUCCCUGCACACCAAGAGCCGCUCCUCCCUCAAGGCCAUGCUCAGCAAGGUCACCGCGCCCAGCGGCGCGCAGGCAGGCUCCGGCGCCAAGGGCAGCGCCUCCGCGGGCGAGGCGGGCGGCAGCGGCGCCACCGCCGACUUCCUGGAGAACACGCUGUGGAACCGCACGCUGGGGGCGAUGAGCGAGGAGAUUGUGGCGGCGCUGGUUUGCCAGAUCUUCGAGGGCAUCCGCGACCACUUCGUGCAGAGCGUGGAGCUCAAGUUCAACUGCUUCUUCCUCAUGCCCAUCAUCGACACCUUCCCCACCCGACUGCGGGAGGAGCUGGAGAGCGCGUACGAUGAGGACCUGGAUGAGGUGUUUGACGUGGCCGCGGUGCGCGCCGCGCUGGAGCAGCGGCUGAAGAGCCUGGAGCUGGAGCUGCACCAGGUGGAGCGCCUGCAGCGCAAGUUUGCCAUGAUCCACUCCACGCUGGCGCAGCAGCAGAGCCACGGCGCCAAGGGGGACCCCGACACGCCCAAGCUGCGGCAGAGCGAGGAGAACCCGCUCAACAUGAGCAUGCGCAGCAGCCUGCCGGGGGGCGGGGCGGCGGCAAACCUCAAGGCAUCCCAAGAGCUGGGCAAGGCGGCCACCAAGCUGGCCUCGCUCGACCUGAACAAGAGCGGCGCCGCGGCGGCUGCCCGCGGUGUGCUGUCCAGCAUGCGGUGAGGCAGGCGGCUGUUGGCGUGGAGCCGGCGGCAGCCAGCUGGUGCUGGCUGGCUCGCCCAGCCACCAAGACCGAUGAGGUUGAUUGAACUUAUGUGUCUAUGACCGCUUGUUUCUGUUUUCGCCGCGACAACGUAGCACCGUAUCAGACCCGACUUGACAGCCUGGCAUGGUGUUCGCCGUCGAUUAGAUUGGAGCCCCUGCAUGGUGCCUGUGACGACUUGCUUGACCCGUUGACGUGCCUCCUCUUCUCCUUGCUUGACGGCGCUGCCGCGCGCGGCGCUCAGUGUGAACUCCUUUGUAUUGAUCUCUACUCACUCGCUCUCAACGCACUUCUUAAUUUGCUAGUUGGGUGCCUGCCUGCCGCCAUUCCUCGGCCAAUCGUUCCUUUGCUCCUGGCAUACACUGCGGUGCAUGCUGCCAGACCGGCAUCCUCUCGUGUUUUCUCAUGUCAAGCACCAAACCUUGUAAGCACCCGUGAAU